Strongyloides ratti is the source of this 993-nucleotide messenger RNA. Its product is annotated as 7TM GPCR, serpentine receptor class r (Str) family-containing protein. The transcript is spliced from 2 exons. Lineage: Eukaryota; Metazoa; Nematoda; Chromadorea; Rhabditida; Strongyloididae. The record is from RefSeq and is a predicted model, not a curated record. The coding region runs from base 1 to 993 and encodes 330 amino acids.
AUGCCUAUAUUAAAUAUUUAUGAUAAUGUUCCAGUUUUUAUACAUUUUGUAGGUGGGUACAUCUUAGCUUAUGGUGGUUUAAUUUUAAACUUUAUUGUAAUGCUAUUUACUUAUGAAAAAAAUUUAAUUAAUGAAAAUAAGGAACAAAGAUUUAUAACAAGAGUUAAUUGUUUUACAAAUAUGUAUUAUGCUGUUAUUUCUUUAGUUGUUCAUCCACAAAUAGAAAUAAUUCAUGGUACUAUUUUGUUGAGAUGUCAUGGUUUAGGAAGAUCAAUUAUAAAUCCAAUCACUAGAAUUAUUCUUUUUGGUGUUUAUAUAUAUGCUUAUAUCAUGAUUUUUACUAUAGUUUCUAUAGGAUUUCAAUUUCGAUAUAAUUUACUUUGUAAAAGAAUUUUAUUAACAACAUCACAACUUGGUAGAUAUUAUUUUAUUUGUUUUAUUUACUCAAUUAUUUCUGGAAUUAUCUAUUCAUUAAAUUUUUCUCCAAUUGUACCAUUAAAAUUUAGAAAUGAAGUCAAUUUAAAUGAAACAAUUUGGAUAAAUGAAGAACCAUUUUUUUGGAAUCAUGUUUUGAUUAAUAAUGGGAAUAAUAUUUUUUUACUAUUAACAAUAUUUUUAUAUUUUACAUUAACUGUUACUUCCUAUGGUAUUAAUAUAUUUUUUAUUGUUAAAAUGAAAAUGUUAAUAAAAAGUAACAAAUUACGUCUCAGUAAAAAAACACUCCUUCUUCAAAAACAAUUUAACACAAUUUUGAAUGUUCAAUCUAUAGCACCAAUAUUUGUAAUAUUAUUACCAAUAUUAUUAGGUAUAAUAUUAGUAAUAGCAAAAAUUCGAAUAAAUGGUUUUGGACUUUUUAUAAUUCUUGGUCUUGAAGCAGUUCCUUUUGUUAAUGGUUUAUCUGUCAUAGUAUUAACCAAAGAAUAUAGAUUAAAAAAAAGAUGUAUUAAAAAUACUUUAACAAAGACAACAACAAAAGUUAUUUUAACAAAAUGA